Messenger RNA from Closterium sp. Naga37s-1, 2985 nucleotides. NCBI's taxonomy places the organism in Eukaryota, Viridiplantae, Streptophyta, Zygnematophyceae, Desmidiales, Closteriaceae. The record is from the annotation of a GenBank genome assembly.
AUGCAGAAGCAUUCCCGUGUCGUCUCGCCUUUCAGAAUGUCGCCAGUCGGCGAGCCUCCGUCGCCUCGAGCAGCUCACGCGGCGACGGCAGUGGGGACCAUGAUCGUCAUUCAGGGUGGCAUUGGGCCCGCGGGCCUGGCAACGGACGACCUGCACGUCCUCGACCUCACACAAGCGCGCCCCAAAUGGCACAGAGUGGUGGUGCAGGGCGCGGGGCCAGGGCCGCGCUACGGCCACGUGAUGGCGCUCGUGGGGCAGCGCUUCCUGCUCUCCAUCAGCGGCAACGACGGCAAGCGGCCGUUGGCGGACGUGUGGACGCUGGACACGGCGGCGAAGCCGUACGAGUGGAAGAAGCUGGAGCCCGACGGCGAGGGGCCGCCGCCCUGCAUGUACGCCACCGCCAGCUCAAGGCACGACGGGCUGCUGCUGCUCUGCGGCGGGCGAGACGGCAGCAGCGUGCCCCUGCCAGGCGCGUAUGGGUUGGCGCGGCACCGAGAUGGGCGGUGGGAGUGGGCCAUCGCCCCCGGCGUGUCUCCCUCCGCACGCUACCAGCACGCCGCUGUGUUUGUGAACCUGCGCCUGCAUGUAUCGGGCGGAGCCCUGGGAGGUGGUCGCAUGGUGGAGGAUGCGUCCAGUGUGGCAGUGUUGGACACGGCAGCGGGCGUGUGGUGCGACCGCAAGGGCACGGUGGCCGUAGCGAGGACGGGGCGCUUCAGUGCGGACGCGCCUGGGGGCGACGCCAGCACCGAGCUCACCCGCCGCUGCCGCCAUGCUGCUGCUGCCGUCGCCAACUCCAUCUUCAUCUACGGGGGGCUCCGGGGCGGCAUUCUCCUGGACGAUCUGCUGAUCGCCGACGACUCGCCACCGGAGCCGCCACCACUGCCUGCCCCGUCCGCCAAGGCGGAGGGCGUGGGCAACCGCAGGCCGCCCGUGGCCCCCCGCAAGGGGGCGCGCGGGGACGCUGCUGCUGCCGCCGCCGCUGGCAGUGGUGAGGAGGGCGCGAAUGGCCUUAUCUUCAAGGGCAGGGGGGGCGUGCCAGGGAGGGGCGUUUUUGGAGUCAACUCAAAGGCUCCCCCCAUUGGUGAGGAGGGCACGGAUGGGCUUUCUUUCAACGGCAGGGGAGCGAGCCAGGGAGGGGCGCUUUUUGAGUCAACUCAAAGUGGUGAGGAGGGCGCGGAAGGGCUGUCCUUCAACGGCAGGGGGGGCGUGCCAGGGAGGGGCGGGGCGGGGGGCAGCGACGAGGAGGAGGAGGAGGAAGAAGAGGAGGGGGAUGCGGACGACAGCAGCAGUAACGGCCUUCACCCCAGCACGUCCAGCCUCACCAGUCACAGUGACGAUGGGAGAAGUGACACUCCCGACUUCAAGGGCGGCGUGCGCCUGCAUCACCGCGCUGUGGUGGUCUCGGCGGAUCCAGGCGGCAACAGUCUGGGCGGGCUGGUGAGGCAGCUGUCCAUCGAGCACUUUGAGAAUGAGGGCCGCCGCAUCAGCUACAGCCCCGAUGGCGUGCAGGCACACCGGCGCCUGCUGGACAGGCAGAUGUCCAUCCAGGGCGUGCAUAAGAAGGUGCUGCAAACGCUGUUGAAGCCGAGGGGGUGGAAGCCUCCGGUGAGUCGGCAGUUCUUCCUGGACGUGCACGGCGUCGUGGAGCUCUGCGACCUCGCUGAGACACACUUCAAGAACGAGCCCUCCGUGCUGCAGGUACGGGCGCCGGUGAAGAUCUUUGGCGACCUGCACGGGCAGUUUGGCGAUCUCAUGCGUCUCUUUGACGAGUAUGGCUCGCCCUCCACCGCCGGCGACAUCGCGUACAUAGACUACCUGUUCCUGGGCGACUAUGUGGACAGGGGGCAGCACAGCCUGGAGACAAUCAUUCUGCUGCUCGCACUCAAGAUUGAGUUCCCGCGCAACGUGCAUCUGAUUCGAGGCAACCACGAGGCGGCAGACAUCAAUGCUCUCUUUGGCUUCCGAAUGGAGUGCAUCGAACGCAUGGGCGAGGAGGGCGGCAUAUGGGCGUGGCACCGCAUCAACCAGCUGUUCAACUGGCUGCCGCUAGCUGCCCUGAUAGAGCACAAGAUCCUGUGCAUGCAUGGGGGCAUAGGGCGCUCCAUCCAGCACGUGUCGCAGAUAGAGGAGCUCAAGCGCCCCAUCACCAUGGAGGCGGGAUCAAUGGUGCUCAUGGACCUUCUCUGGUCGGAUCCCACGGAGAACGACAGCAUAGAGGGCUUGCAACCCAACGCCAGAGGACCAGGCCUCGUCACCUUCGGACCCGACAGGGUGAUGGAGUUCUGCCACACCAACGACCUGCAGCUCAUCAUCCGCGCGCACGAGUGUGUCAUGGAUGGCUUUGAACGCUUCGCAGGAGGGCACCUCAUCACUCUCUUCUCCGCCACCAACUACUGCGGCACGGCCAACAACGCAGGCGCCAUCCUGGUGUUGGGGAGGGACCUGGUGGUUUUCCCAAAGAUGAUCCACCCGCUCCCGCCCACUGGCAACCCCGCCAACUCGUCUGAUGACCAGGAUGACACGACUCUGCCCAACUUGAUUCCUCCUUUUGUCAUGCUCAACUGCUACGUUUAUCCCAUGUCUCAAACCGUGCCCGCUCGUGCUGUUUACACUACGAGCUUUCCUUCUAAAGCGGUAACCUUCCUCUUCCUCCUCUCCCUCCCUUUUCUCCCCCUUCUCCCCCCUUCUUCUCCCCUCUUCUCCCCCCUUCUCCCCCCUUCUCCCCCCUUCUUCCCCCCGCUUCUCCCCUCUUCUCCCCCCCUUCUCCCCUCCCCUUCCCCACAUCACCCCAUCCCUCCCUGUCGGCUAUGUGAUGCCACCAGGAGCUCAACUUGCAACGGCCACCCACGCCCACAAGGGGCCGCCCGCAACCAGGCAACGACCGCAACUCCCUCGCCUUUAUCUAGCCCCUCCCAACCUGCCAGCCUGUGUCUUGCCCACACUCUUUCCUCCACCUUGAAAGCUGACCGUGCCUCCCGGCCUUAG